Messenger RNA from Homarus americanus (American lobster), 1260 nucleotides. RefSeq names its product connectin-like. The transcript is spliced from 9 exons. Lineage: Eukaryota; Metazoa; Arthropoda; Malacostraca; Decapoda; Nephropidae. The record is from RefSeq and is a predicted model, not a curated record. Gene Ontology annotation, molecular function: protein binding. Gene Ontology annotation, cellular component: plasma membrane. The coding region runs from base 1 to 1260 and encodes 419 amino acids.
AUGGAGACUGAUGCAGAGAGUUGGUGUUGGGGCUCUCCGGCCGUUUUGGGAUUCCACUUCGCCGCCAAGAUGCUGCCGGAGAAACUUCUGUUCCACGUGAAGCUGCUGUUCUGCAUGGUGGUAGUGGCCACCGAGGGUAAGAAGAAGAAAAAGAACCGCAAGGAUGCCGAUGAGCCAGAGACUGCAUCCCUCCUCGACCCGAGCUUCAACAUGUGCGAUAUCCAGACACCAGAGGUCAUCUACUGCUACUGUGACGUCCUCGAUAUGGACCAGGCUGAAGAAGGCAACUGUUGGAUCUUCAAUGACACGUCUGAGAACGAGUUUAUCUGGGAAGGAUUCGUGUCGCAGACGAAGAUCAAGAGGCUGACGCUACACCUGCGGCCUGACGGCACCCUCAAGACCAUCCCCACUAUCGCCAUCCAACACCUGCCCGGGAUAGAGAUGUUCGAGGUGCAGUACGCUACCUUCAAGACCGUCAAAGCCUUCAGUUUUGGCAACUCCACCACCCUCUCGAAAGUGUCGCUCUCCAGGAACUCGAUAGCCACCCUAGCACGCAACGCCUUCACCCACCUGCCCUCCCUGGACAUCCUCUCCUUGGGCGAGAACCACAUCACUGAGGUCAACCGCCACGUUUUCGUCGAUCUUCCCAAGCUCACUAAACUCUACAUGGACCGCAACAACAUAACCACUGUCCAUGAACGAGCCUUCCAGGGCCUCCACAACCUUAUUGAGCUUGAGCUGUUCUCUAACCAGAUUCAUGUGAUCACCCCAGACACCUUCAAGGGCCUGCGAUCCUUGGAACGCCUCGACCUCCACAAAAACCGCAUUGAAGUUAUCGGCGAUAAGACCUUCCGCGACCUCCAGUCCCUGCAAGUGUUGGAUCUGCAAGAGAACUCCCUCAAGUACAUCGCUCCUAAAGGCUUCAGCGGACUCGAAAAGUUGAGGCAGCUCAACCUCCAGGACAACAAGCUGCUGACACUGGGCCCUGAGGUAUUCAAGAUGGCCCCCAACAUCCAUCACCUGGACAUCCGCGCCAACGUGCUGGAGACUCUCACCCAGGAGACGAUGCAACCGCUCAUGGACAACCUCAACAACGACACUAUGCUCUUCUUCAUGGAAGGUGGACCAUGUUGUAUUGGAGGUCCCAUGAGCUUCAGGACCCGGGGGUGCACUCUUGACCUGCCCCCGGGAGCUUCAGAACCCGGGAGUGCAAUCUUGACCUGUCCCCGUGAGCUUCAGGACCCGGGGGUGCUCUCUUGA